AUGGGUGAACAAAAACAUGAGCGAGGGGGAAUUAGAAUUGCCAUUGAUCGUGGUGGAACCUUCACCGACUGUGUGGGAAAUCCAGGCACAGGGAAGAUGGAAGAUGAUGUGAUUAUCAAGCUUCUAUCUGAGGACCCUUCCAAUUACGAUGAUGCCCCUCUGGAAGGUAUCAGGCGGCUCAUGUCCAAAUUUCUCAACAAAGAUAUCCCUCGUGGAGAAACUUUAGAUACGUCAGAAAUUGAAUCCAUUCGAAUGGGAACCACGGUAGCUACGAACGCAUUGCUGGAAAGAAAAGGUGAAAAGAUCGCUAUGGUGGUCACUAAGGGGUUUAAAGACUGCCUGGGAAUUGGCAAUCAAUCAAGACCCAAGAUUUUUGAUCUAGCGAUCAAGAAACCAGACGUUUUGUACGAACAUGUAGUGGAGAUUGAUGAACGGGUUACCUUGGAAGAUUACGCUGAAGAUCCGGAACGAAAUAUCACCAAGGUUGAACCCGGCGGUGCACAAGAUCAGAAUCUGGUGCAGGGUUUAUCUUCCGAAGCGGUACGCAUUUUGCAGCGUCCGGAAGAGCAAACUAUUCGAUCGCAGUUGCAGGAGGUGUUCGAUAAAGGUAUCAAGAGUAUAGCAGUUUGUUUGAUGCAUGGCUAUACCUUCCCUGAUCAUGAAGCCUUGGUUGGUAAAAUUGCGAAAGAGAUCGGAUUUGAGCAUGUAUCUCUCAGUCAUGAACUGAUGCCUAUGAUUAAAUUGGUUCCGAGAGCCACGUCAGCAUGCGCGGAUGCAUACUUAACACCAGCAAUCAAAAAAUAUAUAGCUGGCUUUUCCAAAGGAUUUGAGGGCGGUCUUGGAGCGGAAAGUGUAAAAAAUGAAAAGGGAGCUAAAGGGGCCCGGUGCGAAUUUAUGCAAAGCGAUGGUGGCCUGGUAGAUGUGGACAAUUUCUCUGGUCUUAAAGCAAUUCUGUCCGGACCAGCUGGUGGAGUUGUUGGAUAUGCACUUACAUCAUAUGAUCCUGAGACUAAAAUACCAGUAAUUGGUUUCGAUAUGGGUGGUACUUCUACCGAUGUUUCUCGAUAUGGUUCAGGAAGAUACGAGCAUGUAUUUGAGACCACUACAGCCGGUGUGACUAUCCAGUCUCCUCAACUCGACAUCAAUACCGUAGCUGCGGGUGGUGGUUCUCGUUUAUUUUUCAAGAAUGGUUUAUUUGUUGUUGGACCAGAAUCAGCCGGUGCACACCCAGGGCCUGCAUGCUAUCGCAAAGGAGGUCCAGCUGCAGUGACCGAUGCGAAUCUCUUCCUGGGUAGACUUGUUCCUGAUUUCUUUCCAAAGAUCUUUGGAAAAAAUGAAGAUGAAGGCCUUGAUGUUACGGCGAGUGAGAGGCUACUUCAGGAAUUAGCCGAGCAAAUUAACAGGGAAAUGGGCAAGAACAUGACUGCUGAUGAGGUUGCUCAUGGAUUCUUAACUGUUGCGAAUGAAGCAAUGACCCGACCUAUUAGAUCCAUGACGGAAGCAAAGGGUCAUGAUACGUCCAAGCACCGUCUAGCAACCUUUGGUGGUGCUGGUGGACAGCAUGCGGUUGCCAUUGCUGAGAGCUUGGGAAUUCGUCAAAUACUUGUUCAUCGCUAUUCAUCCGUACUAUCAGCGUAUGGUAUGGCUUUGGCUGAUGUAGUGGACGAGAAACAGGAGCCAGAGUCCAAGGUAUGGAGUGAUGAUGGGAAAUCACGCGCUUACUUGAAAAAUAAAAUAGAAGAGCUCAAACAAAAGUCAACCGAUGCUCUAAAGGCACAGGGCUUCCAGGAUAACUCUAUUGUUCACGAGGAAUAUCUGAAUAUGAGAUACCGCGGAACUGAAUCUGCGUUGAUGGUUGUGAAGCCGGAGAAGCAAGAUGUAGCGGAAUUUGGUGGUGAUGAAUGGGCUUACGGAAAAGCUUUUAUCAAGCAGCAUCAACAAGAAUUCGGCUUCACUUUACCCGACAGAGAUAUCAUUGUGGAUGAUGUCCGAGUUCGUGGUAUUGGAAAGAGUUUUGAGGGACUUGAAAAGACUGUUGAUCAGCAAUUAAAGGAGAUUAAACCUAGUGAUGUUGAGACUGGCAAGAAAGAGUACAAGAGAUCUCAAGUCUAUUUUGAAGGGGGCCGACAAGAUACCCCUAUCUACAAACUGGAAGAUCUUGAUGUUGGUGAUCGAAUCAAGGGACCGGCAAUUCUUGCGGAUGGAACACAAACCAUUGUUAUCACUCCAAAUGCAACUGCAUUGGUAAUUGAGACGCACGUAGUCAUUAACAUUGGUGAAAAUCAAGGCAAAGACAAACCCUCGGCGAAAGAUGGAACAGAAUCAGUAGAUCCUAUCAUGCUCAGUAUCUUUGCUCACAGAUUUAUGGCCAUUGCUGAGCAAAUGGGUAGAGCUCUUCAAAAAACUAGUGUCAGCACGAAUGUCAAGGAGAGACUUGACUAUUCAUGUGCAUUGUUUGACUCUACUGGAGGACUGGUAGCUAAUGCGCCACAUCUUCCAGUCCAUCUGGGUUCAAUGUCUACCUGUGUUAAGCGACAAGCUGAAAUAUGGAAAGGAAAGCUUGUCAAAGGAGACGUCAUAGUAUCCAAUCAUCCUGAAUAUGGAGGAACGCAUCUUCCAGACAUUACCGUCAUUACUCCUGCCUUCAACACCGCCGGUGACAAGAUUCUUUUCUACGUCGCUGCCAGAGCUCAUCAUGCUGAUAUCGGUGGUAUCCUUCCUGGUAGUAUGCCUCCACAUUCAAGAGAAUUAUACCAGGAAGGAGCUGCAAUCAAGUCGGAGAAACUCGUCAGCGCAGGUCGCUUCAAUGAGGAAAGAAUAACUCAGCUUCUUCUUGACGAACCUGCACAACACCAAGGAUGCAGUGGUACCCGAUGCUUAGCAGAUAACAUCUCCGAUCUCAAAGCUCAGAUUUCUAGCAAUAUGAAGGGAAUCAACCUCAUCAGUGCUUUGAUCGAGGAGUAUGGUGAGGAUGUGGUGAACUUCUACAUGGUUAAUAUUCAGAACAAUGCAGAACUCAGCGUGAGAAAUCUCUUGAAGGAUGUUAGCAAGCGAUUUGAAGGUCAAGAUUUAUCGGCAAUCGAUUAUAUGGAUGAUGGUAGCCCGAUCCAAUUGAAAAUCACCAUUGAUGCCGAUAAAGGAGAAGCUAUUUUCGACUUUGAAGGAACAGGUCCAGAAGUAUACGGAAAUACCAACGCACCCCAAGCUGUAACCUACAGCGCAAUAAUCUACUGUCUCCGCAGCCUAAUAAGCGAAGACAUACCCCUAAACCAAGGAUGUCUCAAACCAAUCACCGUCCUCAUCCCUCCUAAAUCCUUCCUCUCCCCCUCGGACAAAGCCGCCGUCGUAGGCGGCAACGUCCUCACCUCGCAACGCGUCACAGACGUAAUUCUCAAAGCCUUCCGCGCAUGCGCCGCCUCCCAAGGCGACUGCAACAACCUCACCUUCGGCUUCGGCGGCAACGUCGACGGCCAAAAACACGUCCGCGGUUUUGGAUACUACGAGACGAUUGCCGGGGGCAGCGGAGCAGGAAGAAAUUGGGAUGGAACAAGCGGUGUUCACACCCACAUGACGAAUACGCGCAUCACAGACGCGGAAGUAUUCGAGCGACGCUAUCCGGUUCUGUUGCGGGAAUUCUCGCUCAGGGCUGGUAGUGGAGGGAAUGGUAAACAUAGGGGUGGUGAUGGCGUCGUGCGCGAUAUCGAGUUUAGAAUCCCAGUGCAAGUUUCUAUUCUAAGCGAAAGGAGGGUGUACAAACCGUAUGGACUUGAGGGCGGUGAGGACGCGAAAUGCGGUCUUAAUAUUUGGGUGAGGAAGGUAGAGUGUACUGAUAGGGGAAGAUCGGAUUUAUUGUUACAGAGUGCCUCUGCGGAUAAGGAUAAGCAUAGAAAAGAGAUAGAAGAAGAAGAGAAACAAUACGAAGAAAGAAGAAUCAAUCUCGGAGGAAAAAAUACAGCAGCAAUGCAGAAGGGCGAGAGGAUUAUUAUUCAUACGCCUGGUGGUGGGGGAUGGGGGAGAGUAGGUGAGAAGAGGGAGGUGGGUGAGAGGUGGGAUCCGAGGGCUGCGUGGAAGGGGGGUAGUUAUGCUAGUAGGGAGGAGAUGGCUUUGCAGGCUUAG
This is a messenger RNA of Sclerotinia sclerotiorum 1980 UF-70, 4116 nucleotides long. RefSeq lists its product as hypothetical. Gene Ontology annotation, cellular component: cytosol. The coding region runs from base 1 to 4116 and encodes 1371 amino acids. NCBI's taxonomy places the organism in Eukaryota, Fungi, Ascomycota, Leotiomycetes, Helotiales, Sclerotiniaceae. Gene Ontology annotation, molecular function: 5-oxoprolinase (ATP-hydrolyzing) activity. Gene Ontology annotation, biological process: glutathione metabolic process. The record is from RefSeq and is a predicted model, not a curated record. The transcript has 4 exons.